Molecule: messenger RNA, 1120 nt
Organism: Rhipicephalus sanguineus (brown dog tick)
Lineage: Eukaryota; Metazoa; Arthropoda; Arachnida; Ixodida; Ixodidae
Gene: mei-W68
Product: meiotic recombination protein SPO11
Exons: 2
Coding region: 1-1113 (370 amino acids)
Biological process (GO): meiotic DNA double-strand break processing; meiotic DNA double-strand break formation; reciprocal meiotic recombination
Cellular component (GO): nuclear chromosome
Molecular function (GO): ATP binding; DNA binding; DNA topoisomerase type II (double strand cut, ATP-hydrolyzing) activity
Source: RefSeq, a predicted model, not a curated record
AUGUCGCAUCAGUUUGCGCGAUUUAAGCCGCUGCCGCCCCCCGCCACCAACGUUCCCGACAGGAUCGCCAUCGUCCUCAAGAUCGAAGCGAUCGUCCAGUCACUGAUCAAGCAGAUCGCGAACGACGAGCCACCGUGCUUCGUGUACGACCGCCGGCACGACUGGGAGAACGUCGUGUACUGCCACCGCAGAGGACUCGUUCGCAAGGACAAUCCCGCCAAGACGGUCACCUCUUUCGGCUCGGCCGCGUCGAUCCGAAAGUUCGCCCUCAUGCUCAAGGUCCUCUCCAAGGUCCACUUCCUCCUGCUGACGAACACCAAGAGCACCAAGCGCCAUAUUUUCUACGAGGACGUGGCCCUGUUCGGCUCCCAGGCGAUCGUCGACUCCAUUGUGGAAGACAUCGCCUGCAUGCUACAGGUACCGCGCCGUUGCCUCAACAUCGUGGCCACCUCGAAGGGAGUGUUCGCCGGCCAUAUCCGUUUCCGCGACCCGAGCGGUAACCUCGUGGACGGCUCCGUCGGGACCACGCUCAUGCCGACCGACGUGAGCGGCAUCAGCGAGCUCGCGUCCUCCGCCUCGUACGUCCUAGUCGUCGAGAAGGACGCCAGCUUCCAGAAGAUCCGGGACGACGGCUUCCUGGACACUUCGGCGGGUCGCUGCGUGCUCAUCACGGGCAAGGGCUUCCCGGACGUCAACACGCGCGAGUUCGUCCGACGCCUUCACGUCGAGCUGCAGCUGCCCGUGUACGCCCUCGUGGACGCCGACCCGUACGGCGUCGAGAUCCUCUGCGUUUACGCGUACGGUUCCCUGGCGAUGGCGAGCGAGACGGACUCCCUGGCCGUACCCGGGAUUCGGUGGCUCGGUGUCCACCCCACGGACAUGGAGAAGUUUCGGCUCAAAAACUGUCCUCCGUUGAACCACGGAGACAAGUCCAAGUUGAGGGACCUGCUGUCCCGGCCGUACGUCGAUGCCAACUGCGAGUGGAAGAAGCAGCUGCUCGUGCUGGAGUCGACGCAGCGCAAGGCCGAGAUCCAGAGCCUGUGCGGGAUCGGCCAGCACUUCCUGACUGAGUCGUACAUACCGGCCAAGAUCAGACUCGGCGGCUGGAUCUGAGACGUCG